AUGAAUGAUUUCAAUUCGCUUCCGCUUCAGCACUCUGAUAGGAUUUCUGCAGUACAUCUGACAUUAGUCGUUGACGGACGCAAAGACGAGAUUCGUCAGUACGCGCCAGAACUCGAUUGGAUUGGCCAUUCGUUCGCCUACCUCGGUUCCGUUCCUCUUGAACGGCACGUUGCCGGAGUCACGAAGAAUGCCUUUCGUGGUUGUGUGAAGCAGGUGAAAUACGACGCCGAUGCGCAGCGUAUACUGUUCGUCACACUGGCCGAUCAGGGUUUUGGCGGUAGUAUCAUCAAAACAGGUGGCGAGUUGUCGUUCUCCUGCAAAAGCCCAACGCAACCACCGGAUGUGUUGUCGUUUCAUUCUGGCUCGUCGUUUCUUGCUUUGCCGAAGUGGGGCGCUCUGGCCAGUGGCAGUCUGUCAUUCCAUUUCCGAACCACGGAGAAAGAUGGACUUCUUCUUUACCACGGUAACACCGGCAAAGACAUCACCGACUACGUCGCCUUCGAGCUCAUCGAUGGUCAUCUUCAUAUGAUAAUAAAUUUGGGAAGUGGAGCCGUCCGUUUACAGACAACUGCAAGACACGUGUCUGACGGCGACACCUGGCAUUCGCUUCAUCUGGAACGAGUAGGGCGAACGGGUAGCGUGAUCGUCGACAGCAUGAAGACCGACUUCAACACGCCUGGUGUUUCCUCAAAUCUUAUCGUCGAUGAUCCCAUCUAUCUUGGCUGGGUGCCAAACACUACAGUUUCCUUCCCAUCGAGCAUAUGGUCCGUGUCGCUGGGUAAAGGAUUCAUCGGCUGCAUGAAGAACUUGCGUGUGAACGGUAUCAGCGCUCGAAUCGCCACCGUAUUCGAGCAUUCAAAUGCAACAGGCAUAACAAUCGGAUGUCCUCCAAUGCCGGCUGUCAAUCCGUGUGCCAACAAUCCGUGCCAUAAUUUUGGCACCUGUGAACCAUUUCAGAAUACGUUCACUUGUGAUUGUGCUGCCACCGACAAGGAGGGUCCUACAUGUAAUAUAGAGCCGACGGUUAUUGAGCUCACAGGCGAACGCCUCCUUCACAUCCUCCCUUACACUCUCGAAUCGGAGGCGGAAACGAUUGAAAUCAGAUUCAAGGUGAUACCUCCUACCGCCUACUUUUUGAUAUAUUUUCAUUGA
Cooperia oncophora is the source of this 1152-nucleotide messenger RNA. The record is from the annotation of a GenBank genome assembly. NCBI's taxonomy places the organism in Eukaryota, Metazoa, Nematoda, Chromadorea, Rhabditida, Trichostrongylidae.